Molecule: messenger RNA, 1906 nt
Organism: Lathyrus oleraceus (garden pea)
Lineage: Eukaryota; Viridiplantae; Streptophyta; Magnoliopsida; Fabales; Fabaceae
Exons: 4
Coding region: 267-1829 (520 amino acids)
Source: RefSeq, a predicted model, not a curated record
AGGAAAUACAGAAAUUUCAAAAAUAUUUUGAAACUGCGUAUAGACCUGAUGAUCUUAGUCGAACCAUAUGCGAAGCAGCGGCCGAAUUAAAACGUAAAUUGACAGAGAAGUUUAAAAAACUGUCAUUGCCUUCCAAUCUUUCACCAGAGGCGCGCUAUGACCUGGCUUUCAAUUGUCAUCCACCAAAGUUUCCUCCUUUGCCAACUGCUGACUUUGGGGUGGCGUUUGGUUUUCCACUUCCAGACUGGUUCCUUUGUGGGGAUUUUAUGAAAAUUCUUCGUCAAAAGUAUCAAAAACCUGCUGAGCGUGUGGUUCCGACUAAGUAUCAUCUGGGCGAAUAUCCAGGACACCUUCAUAUUGGAAUAGAACACGUUCGCGUGGAAGAUACCAUUCUUGAAGCCGUGAAGAUCCCUGCUAAGAAAGCUGUUGUCGAAGCGUCGCCCAGUACUGCUAAGAAGCCUUCGACAAAGGUAAGUCGAAAACCCUCAACAAUCCAAAAGAAGAAGAGUGAAGAGGAGAGAAAAGAGGAUAAAGUCCCUAGUGAAGAGUCUGGUGAUGAAUCUCCAGAGUUAAUCCCUCCCCCUCAGAAGAAAAAGAAACUCACGAAGGUCUCUUCCCAAAGGUCCAUUGUUAACCCAAUCAGGAAGGAUUCUGCCAGUACUUCUCCUGCCAAGCCUCAGUCGAAAGAUAUGGGGAGUGGGAAAUCCGGUUUUAAUACUGAAAUUCCUGAGGAACAAGUGGCUGUCGAAAAAACGCCUGAGAAAAUUUUGGAGGAAACAGCCCCAGAGGAAGAUGUCCCCACAAGUGACCAUGAUAUGCAAACCGUAGAAGAAUUCGACACUACAGUGGGUGACGCCUCUGAAGAUGAAUCUCCUCCUCAUCCAGGAUUGCAUGUUGCACCUCAGGGUGAUGAUAUUGAAAUGGAGGUUGUAGUCGAAGAUGAUCCUGAAGAUGGAGCUGCCAGAGAUGGGGACAACCAGUCGAAACGAACAGAGGUUGAGCGUAUUUCGACGCGAAACACUCCACCUGCUUCUGACCGGGCCCAAGGGAGUGGCAAAUCAACUGGUUCGACCAGUUUCUCUCGCGAGGAGCUUGAAAAUCUCAAAGUGCAAAGACCUUUGGAGUAUCUGAAAGCCAUGCUUAGCACCCGUUUUAAUUUUCAGGAUUCUUCGCAGAGUAGUUCGACCACUUCUGGGGCAACUUCUGAAGCACCAUCACUUGGCAGCCUCCUGACCAAGAUCAAAACGAAAAUCCUUGAUGUCGAUUUGUUUAAAGUCUUGGAAGAGAAUUCCCUUGCUCAAAUUGGUCUUAAGAAAAUCUUGAAGCAAGUGAAUGUUUUGGAAACUUCUGCUGAGAUUGGAAGUUUCGUGAUGGAGUUGAUGACUCUCAUUGACUUGGCCACUGCAGAUCUCCAUCGUCAAAGGGAUCUUACCGCUCAAAUCUCCUCCAAGUCUGAAACUCAAACUGCUGAAUGGGAUGCCGUUUCGACUUCGACUGACAAAGUUUCAAAAUUGCAAAAGCUCUCUGAAACGUAUGUUGAAGAAGUUGCUGCUUGCAAUGACAAUAUUCAAAAAUGGAAAACACAGAUAGCAGCACUUCAAGAAAAGAUCUCUCAAGAGGAGAAACGUAAGGCAUCCAUUCAGCAACCCAAGCAGAGCGAGAUUGACGAAGAAUUGAGGGUGGGUAUUCGACAUGCAGAGAAAGCCCAUCAACUUAGUCAGGAGAUUGAGACUCUCUCUACUCACAAAAGUCUUUGUGAUCAUCGACUCCAACUCCAGAGGCAGAAGUUCGCCACUUUGAAGGAAACUUUUGCCAAUUUUAAUUUUUAGUCGAAUUUAUUUAGCAACUCUCAGCCCUUUGAGGCUUUCUUUGUAAUAACUUUUGAAUGCCAUUUUUAUUUGGCCCA